Messenger RNA from Effrenium voratum, 2899 nucleotides. Lineage: Eukaryota; Dinophyceae; Suessiales; Symbiodiniaceae. The record is from the annotation of a GenBank genome assembly.
GAACAGACGGGCAUAUCCGGUGGAGAUGGUGGUCAGGUGGACAGAUCCGGUGGAGGUGGUGGUCAGGAACAUGCGAUCAGAUCCGGUGGUGAGCGAGCCGGUGGAAGCGGGGAUCAGGUGGACAGAUCCGGUGACGGCGCGCGAGCCCGUGGAGGUGGUGAUCAGGUGGACAGAUCCGGUGACGGCGCGCGAGCCCGUGGAGGUGGUGAUCAGGGCCAAAGGCAAGUCCCGGGCCGAGCCUGAGAACCCGACGGAAUCUUGUGUCUCCUUCAAGAUUUCCGAUUUCAUCGACCCUGUGUUCGUUGCGGAGCUGGGCAAGAUGCCCCUGUCGUUGUACGCCGACACCCGCUUUGCUGACAACCGCAAGCAUGUGCAGGGCUUUGCUUCUCUGCGGCUGGCCUGCUGUCAGGUGCUUGAGCGGAAUGCUGCCUCCGGAGGCUCCGGCAUUGAAUCAUGGUACAAGGAAGACAAUCUUCUGACGCUUGCGCAGAAGAAGGGGCGCGCCUGGUCAGGGAUCAGUGCGAUGACGGAGGACGAGGCGGAGAGCCUUGGUUUCAAGUGCUCGUCAGGCUAUGACGCCACCAGGUCCGCCUUCACAUACCGCAAGGAUGUGAAGGAGUUGCUUCGUGGUGGGCUGGAGAACGGCGACUUCAUCCGCGACUACGACAUGAAGGCCAGCUUCCCAGCCGCCUUCUUGGAGAGUGUGGCGAAAGGCUCAGCAACCGGGCGAUGGGGCUUGGAGAAAGCGCAGUGGUGCGAUGAGGCCGGCGUCACAACCCUUCCAGAGCCGCUGCGGAUGUACUGGCAGGAGAUCAGGACCGGCAUGGGGUUGGACGUUGAGAGGUUCCCAGAGUUGGCGAGGAGGCUGGCCUUGAGCGGCCGGGAGGGGCAGGCGCUCAGGGAUGCAGUGUGCUACGUCCUGAACAGCGAGUCCGAGCGUCGCCACUUGGAUUCUGCCUCGCAACGCAUCAAGCGCAUUGCCAAAGUGCGUUGCUGCGAGCUGGACGGCCUGGUCGUCGAGCGACAUCCGGCAUCCACGUGGGAGCACAUCGAGGAGGCCCUCGGCGACCGCUUUGCCUACAAGCCAUAUCGCCCUCGGGCCGAGCUUCUGCAGACUGUGGCCCACGCGGCCGGACUAGAGAUGCACCUCGCAUUGUGGCCGGCAUCUUUCAGGUGGGAGGAGGAGGAGCAGUACGCUAUCCAGUGUGCGCGGCGACUGAAAAAUCCGGACUGCGCUCCGCCAGUGGUUUGGUUGGCCAGGAUCUCGCCGUGCGCCGGCAAAGCCUUGGACUUCUUCAAGUCCAAGGUUCUCCCGAACAACAUGGUGUGGGAGUUGUCACACGGUCAGAUCGAUGACGAGCUCGAGUGCAACAUGGUGCGGGCGCUGUGCAGCCUGACAGGGGUUGCGGAGCUGGACGCCCCUGAUGCGUUCGUGACGGGCUCGCUGACCCGCAACAUCGCAAACCGCUUGGCUCAGCCGCUGUUCGAUGGGCGGUUCCUGGAGCGAGUUGAUGGCGAAGGCACUUGGCAGCUCGUCACGUUUGCGUGCGGCACCACCCUCAACAUCAGGACCGGUGAGGUCGGAUCCGCCUCGGCCCAGCAGUGCAUCAAGCGCCACCUGGACUACGCGUAUCCCGAGGAGCAGUUGGCCGCGAUCGCUGCAAAGGAGCAAGAGCUCGGGACGAGCUGCCUGGAGGUCUUCCGGGAGAUCGUCGAGUGGGAGGGCCACCCGCUGAACGCCGAGGUCGCCGUGUACCCUGAGUCCAUCCGCAAGAAGCUGGAACUGCUCACCGACGAGAUUCCCCACCUCCGGUUCUUCCAGCUGAUGCACAACAGCUUCACGCCCCGGUACGACCCAGCGGAGUGCCCGCAGCCGGAGGAGCAUGGUGGGUGGCAGGCGACGGUCUUCCGGACCAUGAAGGCCCUUGGUGCUUGCCUUGGCGUUAGCCACGAGAACUCUGUGUUCGACUUGGGAGAGGAGGGUGACAACGGCAAGGGGGUCCUUGCAGCUGCCUUCCGCUCGGUCUUCGGCGGGUACUACGAGGAGCUGCCCGUCCAGGUUGUGUCAAAGGACAUUCCCAGCGGAUCCGCGGCCUCGCCUGAAGUCUACAGGCUGCAAGGCGCCCGCUUUCUGGGCACCCCGGAAUCCGAGAAGUCCAUUGCCAUCAAGAGCAUCUGGGUGAAGCUGCUGGCGGACCAGAGCACCCGCUGGGUUGCCCGCACCCUUUACAAGCAGGAACACGAGUUCAGGAUCCCUGCCCUGUUUGCGCUGUCCACCAACCUGAAGAUCAACUUCACCAGCAUCGACUCCGGCGUGAGGCGCCGGUUCAUCGGCUGCUCGUGGCCGGUCUCCUUCAAGUUGGCUCCGGUUGGGCCGUUCCAGAGGCCUCGCAUCCAGGAGGACCUCAAGAGCGGGGCUUUCUACACCACGGAGUUGAAGGCGGGAAUGAUCCACGUGGCCACUGCAGCCUUCCAGGCAUUCUGCACUGGUGGAGGUGGUCGCCUGGAGCGGCAGCCGGCCGUCAUCAAGAGGGCCAGCCAGAUCUUGCUGAACAGCGAGUACACUGGGUUCAUGCAGAUGUUUCUCAAUGAAAGCACGCAGCAAUGCAUUGGCAAGGAGGCCACGCCAAAGGUGGCGGCGCUGAAGCAGUACAUAGGCGCCCAACUGCCGGAGGAGAAGCUGAACGCGACUGCUUUCAGCCAGUCGCUUGAUGCGCUGUGCACGACCAAAGUGCCAUAUGGCACCACAGAGCGCUUGAUGUUGAACAUCACGCGAAAGUACGUCCGCUUCGUUGGCCCCCCGUGAUUUUUUUUUGCCGUUUAUGUCAUUGGUUGAAGAGAGCAUUUGAGAUGUGUCGGAGCGCCAAAACAGGGCUGGGCACACGAACAGGCACAGAUG